This is a messenger RNA of Paralichthys olivaceus (Japanese flounder), 454 nucleotides long. The record is from RefSeq and is a predicted model, not a curated record. NCBI's taxonomy places the organism in Eukaryota, Metazoa, Chordata, Actinopteri, Pleuronectiformes, Paralichthyidae.
GUGAUGUGUCAUUUGAGAGAAUGACAGCUGAGGAGUGUCUGCUUCAUCCAUGGAUCAAGCCCAUCACACGUAAACAGGUGGCCAAUAGGAAUCGAUCCUCAAUCAAUAUGAAAAACUUCAAAAAGUUCAAUGCUAAAAGGAAAUGGAAGAUGUCCUAUAACAUGGUGCUAAUGUGUAACCGGCUCAUCCAGCUUAAACUGCUGUGUAAGGACAGAUCGGAUCCAGAUCCACUACAGAGAGAAUGUGAAAGUGACGUGGAGGACACAGAGAGCAAGCCUGCCUCUCUGCUGCGUCGAAGACUCAGCAGCAGCACAUAGAGAUAAGCAGAGUUCAUUGGCGUUCCAUAGGAGGGCAAUCCAUCACCUUUCAACAUUAAGACUUCCAAAUCAAAUGAAAAAGCUAUGCAUUGUAAUGGAAAUUUAUCUCGAAAUGUGAAAUAAAGAGUUUCUCAGAC